AUGGAGGCAACCAACACGGAUAUCAACAACCCUAUCGAGGUGGCCGGGGACACGGCCCUCCUCGUGGACACUUCCAAGACCAGAGGUUUCACGGCCCCCGCCAUCGAGGUCAAGGCAGACAUUUCAACAACUUGCAGUGGACAGCAUCGGGCCCGAAAGGUGCCCAACAUCAAAAGCCUCAAGGCAGCCACGGGAGACGAUCGAGAAGCCCCCUCAGGCGAAGAAGAGAAUCCCUUCAGACCAUCCAAAGAACUGCAGGUGGAGGAUCAAGGAAACAGCAGGAUCGACAACACAGAUCAGAACACACAGGGUAAUGACCAACAAGGACCGGCUGCUUCCAAAUUUAGCUUCGCCUUCAAGUCCAAAGCCCCUCCUCAGGCUCCAGCUAAACCUGCUGCAGAUUUUUCGAAACCACCAAAGGCGCCAUUCCAGCCGUCAGACAAUCGGCCGGCGCCACCACAAGGUCCCAAGAACAAAUAUUUCGACCGCCGCGACGACAGACAUGGAUUUCGGGGCCAUGAUCGGAAGUUUAUGGCCCAACAUGAUCGAAGACACCCCAACGACCGACAGCACCAGAUGCACCAACAACCUGCUCCAAGAGACCGCCGACCAGACCGAUCACGUUCUCCCCCUUCGAAGAAGAUCAAGAAAGAGAUCAAGUCUCGGCCCACACUGCCUCCCGAAUUUGCAGAGUCCGAGUCUAUAUAUUUCCGAAAGCCUGGUAACGAGUCCGUUGUCGGCGCAGGCACAUAUGGAAAAGUAUUCAAGGCCAUUCACAUCUACACAAAGGACAAAGUUGCACUGAAGAAGAUUCGGAUGGAAGGUGAACGAGACGGGUUCCCCAUCACAGCCGUGCGCGAGAUCAGACUAUUACAACAUCUGCGACACAAGCACGUGGUUGCAUUACAGGAGGUUAUGGUCGAAAAGAACGAAUGCUUCAUGGUUUUUGAGUAUCUUUCGCACGAUCUGACUGGACUCAUCAACCAUCCAUCUUUCAAGCUGACGCCCGCGCACAAGAAGGACUUGGCGAAGCAAAUGUUUGAUGGGCUGGAUUAUCUUCAUCGACGCGGUGUCUUACACCGGGACAUCAAGGCUGCCAAUAUCUUGAUCUCCAACACCGGCCAGCUGAAAUACGCCGACUUUGGCCUUGCACGGUUCUACAACAAGUCUCGCAAACUCGACUACACCAAUCGUGUAAUCACCAUUUGGUAUCGACCUCCAGAGCUUCUUCUGGGCGAAACUCAAUACGGACCUGAGGUGGACAUAUGGUCUGCGGCGUGUGUUUUUGUGGAAAUGUUCACGAAAAAGGCGAUCUUCCCUGGAGAAGGUGGAGAGCUUAGCCAGUUGGACAAAGUAUACAACGUCCUUGGGACACCGACUCGAUCAGACUGGCGAGGUAUUGUGGAUCUCCCCUGGUUCGAGCUCAUGCAACCGGCCGAUCGACGCAAGCGGAUAUUCGAAGCCAUGUUCAAAGACGUCUUCACGCCUGCUGCUCUUGACUUGGUGCAGCAGAUGUUCAAAUACGACCCGAAGAAGCGACCCAACGCGGAGCAAGUGCUCAGUCACGAGUAUUUCACGUCCGAGGAGCCGCUCGCGGAACAACCGGUGGAGCUUGCAAACGUCGAGGGCGAUUGGCAUGAAUUUGAGAGCAAGAUGCACCGCAGGGAGAAUGACAAACGUGAGAAGGAUCGGAGAAGAGAGGAAUACGCGCGAGAGAAGGAAAAGAGAAAAGCCCGGGAGGCCGGUCUCCCUGAUCCGACGCCCGUCGCCGAUAAAAAGGCUAGGUUGUUGGAGGACGAGGCAGCCUUGAAGGGAAGCAUGCCUCCUCCUCCGCCGGCCAAUGGCGAUAACCCGACUACGAACUCCACCGGCCGGGCGCCGUAUCCACCAGCGGAGAGGACGAUGGAGCGCGACAACGAAGAUGGGGACUCGGAAGGUGAAGACGGUGCGCCCAUGAGCAUGUCGCCCGCCUGA
Messenger RNA from Fonsecaea erecta, 1974 nucleotides. RefSeq lists its product as hypothetical. The coding region runs from base 1 to 1974 and encodes 657 amino acids. Gene Ontology annotation, biological process: positive regulation of transcription elongation by RNA polymerase II; transcription elongation by RNA polymerase II; protein phosphorylation. The transcript is spliced from 2 exons. Gene Ontology annotation, cellular component: nucleus; cyclin/CDK positive transcription elongation factor complex. Gene Ontology annotation, molecular function: cyclin binding; RNA polymerase II CTD heptapeptide repeat kinase activity; ATP binding. The record is from RefSeq and is a predicted model, not a curated record. NCBI's taxonomy places the organism in Eukaryota, Fungi, Ascomycota, Eurotiomycetes, Chaetothyriales, Herpotrichiellaceae.